AUUGUUCUCAUCUGGUUGAUUACUGCGAAAAGUGUGUGGAAAUUAUGCAAAGUAUCCUCUUGUUUCUACUUAUCAGUGGUGACAUUUACAAUGUUCACAUAAACAGUAUUCCGUUGAACACAAAUGGACUUCCACAGGUUCCCAUUUUGCCUCGAACACUUCCUCCAUCCGGACAAUCCCCAGAUUUCGCACCACCUCCAUCAUUCGGACAACCUCCACAAUUCGCACCACCUCCGUCAUUCGGACAACCUCCACAAUUUGGAUCACCUCCAUCAUAUGGACAACCUCCACAAUUCGCACCACCUCCGUCAUUCGGACAACCUCCACAAUUUGGAUCACCGCCAUCAUUCGGACAACCUCCACAAUUCGCACCACCUCCGUCAUUCGGACAACCUCCACAAUUUGGAUCACCUCCAUCAUAUGGACAACCUCCACAAUUCGACACCUCCUCAUUCGGACAACCUCCACAAUUUGGAUCACCGCCAUCAUUCGGACAACCUCCACAAUUUGGAUCACCUCCAUCAUUCGGACAACCUCCACAAUUUGGAUCACCGCCGUCAUUCGGACAACCUCCACAAUUCGGACCACCGCCAUCAUUCGGACAACCUCCACAAUUUGGAUCACCUCCAUCAUAUGGACAAUCUCCACAGUUCGGCCCACCCUCUCCUUCAGGAUCUCCAUAUGGAUCUGCACCGAUUAACCAACCACCUUCUGGUGGACAUUCCCCUCCACUCGGAUUACCGAUGUCUGACAAAGACGGAUCAAAACCUUCAGCUCCAGGUGAAUCCUAA
Molecule: messenger RNA, 791 nt
Organism: Trichobilharzia regenti
Lineage: Eukaryota; Metazoa; Platyhelminthes; Trematoda; Strigeidida; Schistosomatidae
Source: the annotation of a GenBank genome assembly